AUGUUCCUGAUAAAGCUAUUAGUGAUUUUUCUUUGCUUUCAAUGUGUUUUUGGAAGAAGAGCUAGCAAAGGGACAGCAAGUAAAAUAAGAAAAAAUAUUGAGGAAAAUCAGCCAUCAUCUGAUGACAUUUCCGAGUUAAGCUUGGAAGACUACUCGUUUGCUGAAGAAACAUGGCACCUCACGAUUCUAGAGUUUACUGCCUCAGCUGUUGUUGGAAUUUGCUCAAUUUUUGCGUUGAUUAUCAGAAAUGAAGUGCGAAGAAUUCGAAUUCGGCACGUCUGUCCUUUUGAUUUUUCAAACAUGAGAGACCCUAUUGAUCGUUGUCAAGAUCUAAGGUAUAUUCUGACUCGAUCCCAGAACAUUCUUCCAGAGCGAACAAAUUCCCACAAGGAAAUUCUUCUCAACCUCUGGGAAAGCGAGUUUUUGAUGGAUAAAUAUGAAGUUUUCUAUGUCCUCGCGAAUCCUGCUGAAGAAUUUGAGUUUGUGCGGAGAUCUACUAACAAAAGUGCGGUAGUACAAGGCGAGGAGUUUUCUUCUCUUGAUCACAAAACUGAAGAAGUCAUUUGA
Oikopleura dioica is the source of this 567-nucleotide messenger RNA. Lineage: Eukaryota; Metazoa; Chordata; Appendicularia; Copelata; Oikopleuridae. The record is from the annotation of a GenBank genome assembly.